This is a messenger RNA of Darwinula stevensoni, 639 nucleotides long. Lineage: Eukaryota; Metazoa; Arthropoda; Ostracoda; Podocopida; Darwinulidae. The record is from the annotation of a GenBank genome assembly.
AUGGAAUGUGGGAAGAGGACGAUACGACACCCAUUGAUAAGAGGCGGGAAUUCGUCGGUCAUCGGAGGGUGGCCCUGGCAGGCUGCCAUUUAUGAUGUCAAGAGGAAAGAUCUCAUUUGCGGGGGGGCUCUCAUACGGGAGGAGUGGGUGUUGACUGCCGCUCAUUGUGUCACUGUCCAUGGAACCGCCAACGCCCGGGAGCCAACGGAUUUUCAAGUUUACCUUGGGAAGCAUUUUCGAGAUAAUUCCAAGGACGAUGAAUCGGUGCAGAUCAAAAAGGUUACCGGUUGGGGUUUGAAUGGCUCUGAUUAUCCGUCCGUCCUGACGGAGGUGGAACUCCCGAUCAUUGCUAAUCGCCUUUGUCGUCUAUAUGAUAUUCAGCGCACAGGAAAACUCGAUUUCGCAGGAACGUUCACGGCAAACAUGUUCUGCGCCGGUCAUCACACAAAUACUGCCCUUAAAGAUUACCAGACGGUUUGUCCUGGAGAUUCCGGGAGCCCCAUGAUCCUGCGUUCCUCCGCUUCGGAGGGAAAGAAAUGGACUGUGGUCGGGAUCGUGAGUCACUAUCACGGCGAAGGAGAGCCGUGCUCCGAGAGGACCCCCGGGCAGUUUGGCGUAUUCACUCGAGUCUAUUCGUGA